Molecule: messenger RNA, 2191 nt
Organism: Scheffersomyces amazonensis
Lineage: Eukaryota; Fungi; Ascomycota; Pichiomycetes; Serinales; Debaryomycetaceae
Gene: KAR3
Product: Kar3p
Exons: 1
Coding region: 23-2143 (706 amino acids)
Biological process (GO): microtubule-based movement
Cellular component (GO): microtubule cytoskeleton
Molecular function (GO): ATP binding; microtubule motor activity; microtubule binding
Source: RefSeq, a predicted model, not a curated record
AUUUGUAAUAAAGUUAUAUGGGAUGGAAUAUCAUGAUGAUAAUGUUGACCAGAAUGGCAGCAAUAACAAUAGUAUCAAACAACAGGAAUUAAUAGAAAUUUCUAGUGUACUACGACGUACAUCUGAACUGAGCUUAAAUAGUUUAGAAAGUAUUAAUGAACCAAAUCGAAAAAGAUUAAAAGUAAUGGAACAAACCAAAUAUUCAAUGUAUAAUGAUUUCGAAGAUACGGCUAUUUUAAAGAAACGAGAAUCAUUAAAUUAUAGAAGACAACGUAUUUCUGAAUUAAGAUCAAAGAUAUCUACUUUAAUUACUAAAAAGGAAGAACAUGAAUUAAGGAAUUAUGAAUUAGAAGAGAAAUAUUCUAGCUUAAAAAAGGGAUUAGCAUUAAUUGAAAGUCAAAUAGAAGAAAUUAAUGAUAUAGGACAAUCAUCAAUGGAAAGACUUCGAGAGAAAUUGGUUGUAGAAAAGAAAGCAGCUCGAGCUAAUCAUGAUCAACAAGUAAAUAGUAUGAAAGAAAAGUAUACAGCUGAAGCUGAAACAAUAAUAAAUAAAUAUGAACAAGAAUAUGCAGAAAAAUUAAAGACUUUAGUAGCUCAAUCAAAUCAUUUAAAGGGAGAGAUUAAAUCAGAAGAUCAGGAACAUAAUAGAAAUUUAAUUAAAUUAAAAGAAGAUUAUCAUAAGAAACUUAUACUGGAAAGUACAAAGAUUGAUGAAAAUAUACGACAUAUUAAAGAUAAAUUGGUUAAUGAAGAAUUAGAAAUAAAGAGAAAAGCUAUUGAUUAUAAGAAUACUGAAGAUAUUUUAAAAAAUGACUUAACCAGUACUAAUACUAGAUUAAAUGGACUUUAUUCACAAAUACUGUCUAAGUUUUCAAAUAAAGAAUCAGAAAUUGAUUUAUUACGUCAUACAAUAAUCAAUAAAAAGAAUCAAAUUGAUGAAAUCACCAGUAAUUUCAACUUAAAAUCUAAUAAAAUUACUGAACAUAAACAAAAAGUUGAAUUAAUUAAUAAGAAAUUAACUAAUUAUGAAAAUAAAAGAAGAUAUUUACAUAAUAGACUUCAAGAACUUAAGGGAAAUAUUCGAGUAUUUUGUAGAGUUAGAUAUGUUCCUGAAUCAAUUGAUAAAUUAUCAUUAAUUGAAAUAGCUGAUGAUGAUAUUAAUGAGAAUGCUAAUCAAGAAAUUAUUAUAUCAAAGAAUCAAGAUGAUGGAUCUAAAUAUUCCAACUCUUAUGGUUUAAGUAAUAUAAACAAUAAUUCAUAUACUUUUCAAUUUGAUAAAGUAUUUAAUAUGAAUAGUACUAAUGCUGGUAUAUUUGAAGAGAUAUCUCAAUUGAUUCAAUCUUCAUUAGAUGGUUAUAAUGUAUGUGUAUUUGCUUAUGGACAAACUGGUUCUGGUAAAACGUAUACUAUGUCUCAACCACAAGAUGGAAUGAUUCCUCUUUCACUUAAUAAGAUAUUUGAAGAUAUUGAAGAUUUAAAACUGAAAGGUUGGUCAUAUACUGUUGAAGGUCAAUUUAUAGAAAUUUAUAAUGAAAAUAUUAUUGAUUUAUUAACUCCUAAUGGAAUUAAUGGAAAAUAUGAAAUUAAACAUGAUGAUAUUGAGAAUAAAACCAUUGUUACCAAUGUUCAAACUAUUCAAUUAAAAUCAGAAAGUCAUGCUAAUAGUAUUUUAGAAACAGCUACUAGAAAUAGAUCAACUGCAUCUACAAAGGCUAAUGAUAGAUCAUCUAGAUCCCAUUCUAUUUAUAUAUUUAAAUUACAAGGAAUAAAUUCGGCAAAGGGUAUUAGUUGUCAAGGUACAUUAAAUUUAAUUGAUUUAGCAGGAUCGGAAAGGUUAGUAUCAUCUCAAGCAAAGGGUGAUAGAUUAAAGGAAACUCAAGCAAUUAAUAAAUCUUUAUCAUGUUUAGGUGAUGUAAUAUAUGCUUUAGGUCAAAAGCAAAACAAUGGUGGUCAACAUAUACCGUAUAGAAAUUCCAAAUUAACAUAUCUUUUAAAGCAUAGUUUAGGAGGGAAUUCAAAGACAUUAAUGUUUGUUAAUGUAUCUCCUUUACAAAAGAAUUUGAAUGAAACUAUUAAUUCUCUUCGAUUUGCCACUAAAGUGAAUACUACAAAACUUCAGCCUAGUAGACCCAGCUCAAGAUAGGAUAGAAAAUAGAAUAGUUUGGUUUAUAGAAGAAUUUAAUAAGACUAU